UUCCCCCAAAAUUUCAUUGCUUUCUAGUAUUAUUCUCAUUUUCCUUGGAAACAAACACUUCAUUUCCUUUCACAAAUCCAAUCGUUCUUCGAAAUGGCCCGCACAAAGCAGACGGCAAGAAAGUCCACCGGAGGAAAGGCGCCGAGGAAGCAGCUGGCGACGAAGGCCGCGAGGAAGUCGGCUCCGGCGACCGGAGGAGUGAAGAAGCCUCACCGAUUCAGGCCUGGAACGGUGGCUCUUAGAGAGAUCAGGAAGUACCAGAAGAGCACGGAGCUUCUGAUUCGGAAGCUUCCAUUCCAGAGGCUGGUAAGGGAAAUCGCACAGGACUUCAAGACUGAUCUCCGAUUCCAGAGCAGCGCCGUCGCCGCUCUUCAGGAGGCCGCGGAGGCUUACUUGGUCGGUCUCUUUGAGGACACCAACCUCUGUGCCAUCCACGCCAAGAGGGUGACGAUCAUGCCCAAGGACAUUCAGCUCGCGCGUAGGAUUAGAGGCGAGAGAGCUUAGAUUUGAGAUGUCUGACAUUUCUGAGAAUUGUCUCCUUGUGCUUAACAGGAUGUAAUGGGUUUUCUUUUCGAAACGUUGGGUUUUGUAUAAUGUUGUUGCAAUCCAAUGGCUAAUUUGCGAUAUGUAAGCUAGUUUCUUUUGUUAUUGAAAGAAAUCAAGUUUGCUAAA
This is a messenger RNA of Morus notabilis, 672 nucleotides long. Its product is annotated as histone H3.2. The record is from RefSeq and is a predicted model, not a curated record. Gene Ontology annotation, cellular component: nucleosome. The transcript has a single exon. Lineage: Eukaryota; Viridiplantae; Streptophyta; Magnoliopsida; Rosales; Moraceae. The coding region runs from base 94 to 504 and encodes 136 amino acids. Gene Ontology annotation, molecular function: structural constituent of chromatin; DNA binding; protein heterodimerization activity.